Messenger RNA from Acanthosepion pharaonis, 5637 nucleotides. Lineage: Eukaryota; Metazoa; Mollusca; Cephalopoda; Sepiida; Sepiidae. The record is from the annotation of a GenBank genome assembly.
AUGUUUUCUUUCCAUAUUUCAGGCGACCAUUUUCUUUUUCUUUUUUCUUUAUUUUUCAUUUCUUUUUUUUUCUUUAUUUUCUUUCUUUCUUUCUUUCUUUUCUUUUCUUUCUUUCUUAAUCUAUGUUUUCUCCAUAUUUCAGGCGACAAUUCAUUUUUCUUUAUUUUCCCUGCCGUUUUUUUCUUUUUUUUCUUUCUUUCUUGCCUUUCUUUUUUUUUCUUUCUUUCUUUCUUUCUUUUCUUUCUUUUUUCUUUCUUUCUUUCUUUCUUUAAUCUAUGUUUUCUCCAUAUUCUAUUUCUCCAUAUUACCACCAAUCAUUUUUUUUUUCUUUAUUUCCUCCUGCCGUUCUUUCUUUCUUUCUUUCUUUCUUUCUUUUUUCUUUCUUUCUUUUUUUCUUUCUUUCUUAAUCAUUCUUUUUUUUAUCUUUUUUCUCCAUAUUUUUUCUUUCUUUUUUCUUUCAUUUUUUUCUUUUUCUCUUUAUUUCCUCCUCUUUUCUUUUUUUCUUUUUUUCUUUUCUUUCUUUCUUUCUUUUUCUUUCUUUCUUUUCUUUCUUUCUUAAUCUAUGCUACCACCAUUCCUUUCUUUUCUUUUUUUCCUCCCUUUCUUUCUUUCUUUUUUCUUUCUUUCUUUCUUUCUUUCUUUCUUUCUUUCUUUCUUUUCUUAAUCUAUGUUUUCUUUCCUUUUUUUUCAGGCUACCACCAUUCCUUUCUUUUUUUCUUUCUUUCUUUUCUUUCUUUCUUAAUCUUAUUUUCUUUUCUUUCUUUUUUUUUCUUUUUUUUCUUUUUUUCUUUUUUUCUUUUUCUUUUUUUUCUUUCUUUUUUUCUUAAUCUAUGUUUUCUCCAUAUUUCAGGCUUACCACCUUUCUUUCUUUCUUUUCUUUUUCUUUCUUUCUUUUUUUCUCAGGCGACCACCAUUCUUUUCUUUUCUUUCUUUUCUGCCGUUCUUUCUUUCUUUCUUUCUUUCUUUCUUUCUUUCUUAAUCUAUGUUUUUCUCCGUAUUUCAGGCGACCACCAUUCCUUUCUUUUUUCUUUAUUUCCUUUGCCGUUCUUUCUUUCUUUCUUUCUUUCUUUCUUUCUUUCUUUCUUUUUUUUCUUAAUCUAUGUUUUCGAAUUAUUUCAGGCGUUUCUUUCUUACCACCUUUUCCUUUCUUUCUUUUUUCUUUUUAUCUAUGUUUUCCUCCCUGCCGUUCUUUCUUUUUCUUUCUUUCUUGCCGUUCUUUCUUUCUUUUCUUUCUUUCUUUCUUUCUUUCUUAAUCUAUGUUUUCUCCAUAUUUCAGGCGACCACCAUUCCUUUUUUUUUCUUUAUUUCCUCCCCUGUUGUUUCUUUUCUUUCUUUCUUUCUUUCUUUCUUUCUUUCUUUCUUUCUUUCUUAAUCUAUUUUUUCUCCAUAUUUCAGGCUACCAUCAUUCUUUUCUUUUUUUCUUUAUUUCCUCCUGCCGUUCUUUCUUUCUUUCUUUCUUUCUUUCUUUCUUUCUUUCUUUCUUUUCUUUCUUUCUAUAUUUUUCUCCAUAUUUUAACCAUCAUUUUUUUCUUUAUGCGUUCUUUCUUUCUUUCUUUUUUCUUUCUUUUCUUUUUUUUUCUUAAUCUAUGUUUUUUCUCCAUAUUUCCAGGCACCAUUCUUUUUCUUUUCUUUUUUUCCCUUUCUUUCUUUCUUUUCUUUCUUUCUUUCUUUUUCUUUCUUUCUUUCUUUCUUAAUCUAUUUUUUCUCCGUAUUUCAGGCGACCAUCAUUCAUUUCCUUUUUUCUUUUUUCUUUCUUUCUUUCUUUCUUUCUUUCUUUCUUUCUUUUCUUUCUUUCUUUCUUUCUUUUUUUCCAUAUUUAAUCUAUUGUUUUUUUUUUUUUCUUUAUUUCCUCCUGCUGUUCUUUCUUUCUUUUCCACCUUUUCUUUCCUUUCUUUUUUUUCUAUAUUUUUUUUCCAUAUUUCUUUCUUUUUUCUUUCUUUCUUUCUUUCUUUCUUUCUUUCUUUCUUUCUUUCUUUCUUAAUCUAUGUUUUCUCCGUAUUUCAGGCUACCACCAUUCCUUUCUUUUUUCUUUCUUUCUUUCUUUCUUUCUUUCUUUCUUUCUUUCUUUCUUUCUUUCUUUCUUUCUAUGUUUUUCUUAAUCUAUGCUACCACCAUUCCUUUCUUUUUUCUUUAUUUCCUCCCUGCCGUUCUUUCUUUCUUUCUUUCUUUCUUUCUUUCUUUCUUUCUUUCUUAAUCUAUGUUUUCUCCGUAUUUCAGGCUACCACCAUUCCUUUCUUUUUUCUUUAUUUCCUCCCUGCCGUUCUUUCUUUCUUUCUUUCUUUCUUUCUUUCUUUCUUUCUUUUCUUUUUCUUUCUUAAUCUAUGUUUUUCUCCAUAUUUCAGGCUACCACCAUUCUUUUUUUUUUUUUCUUUAUUUUUUUCUUUAUUUCCUCCCUUGCCUUUCUUUCUCUCCCUUAUUUUCUUUUCUUUCUUUUUCUUUUUUUUCUUUCUUUCUUUUCUUUUUCUUAUUUUUUUCUUUCUUUUUUUUUUUUAUAUUUUCCAAUUUUCAGGCUACCACCAUUUCCUUUCUUUUUCUUUCUUUUUUUCUUUCUUUCUUUCUUUUUCCCUUUCUUUCUUUCCUAUGUUUUCUCCAUAUUUCAGGCGACCACCAUUCUUUCUUUCUUUCUUUUCUUUCUUUCUUUCUUUCUUUCUUUCUUUCUUAAUCUAUGUUUUUCUCCAUAUUUCAGGCUACCACCAUUCUUUUCUUUUUCUUUAUUUCCUCCCUUUCUUUCUUUCUUUCUUUCUUUCUUUCUUUCUUUCUUUCUUUUUUUCUUUCUUAAUCUAUGUUUUUUCUUUUAUUAUUUCAGGCUACCACCUUUUUUCUUUCUUUCUUUCUUUUUUUUCUUUAUUUCCUCCCUGCUUUCUUUUUCUUUCUUUCUUUUCUUUUUUCUUUUCUUUCUUUCUUUCUUUCUUUCUUAAUCUAUAUUUUUUUCUCCAUAUUUCAGGCUACCACCAUUUCUUUUUUUUUUCUUUAUUUUUCCUCCUGCCGUUCUUUUUUCUUUCUUUCUUUCUUUUUCUUUCUUUUUCUUUCUUUCUUUGUUUUUCCAUAAUCUAUUGUUUUCUUUUUCCAUAUUUCAGGUUCUACCACCUUUCCUUUCUUUUUUCUUUUUUUCUCCAUGCCGUUCUUUUUUCUUUUUUUUUUUUUCUUUCUUUCUUUCUUUCUUUCUUUCUUUUCUUUCUUUCUUUCUUUCUUUUCUUAAUCUAUGUUUUCUCUCCACCAUUCUUUUCUUUUUUCAUUUCCUCCCUUCUUUCCUUUCUUUCCUUUUUUCUUUCUUUUUUCUUUUGUUUUUCCAUAUUUCCGACCGCUACCACCAUUCCUUUCUUUUUUUUCUUUAUUUCCUCCCUGCCGUUCUUUCUUUUCUUUCUUUCUUUCUUUCUUUCUUUCUUUUUUUCUUUUCUUAAUCUAUAUUUUUCUCCGUAUUUCAGGCGACCACCAUUCUUUUCUUUUUUUCUUUAUUUCCUCCCUGCCGUUCUUUCUUUCUUUUCUUUCUUUUUUUCUUUUUUCUUUCUUUCUUUUCUUUUCUUAAUCUAUGUUUUCUCUCCGUAUUUCAGGCGACCACCUUUCUUUUUUUUUCUUAAUUUCCUCCCUGCCGCGACCACCAUUCCUUUCUUUUUCUUUUUUUUCCCUCCCUGCCUUUCUUUUUUUCUUUCUUUCUUUCUUUUCUUUCUUUCUUUUCUUUCACCAUUCUUUUUCUUUUUCUUUUAUUUCUUUCUUUAUUUUCUUAUUCUUUCUUUUCUUUCCUUUAUUUCAGGCGAUUUCCACCUUUUUUUUUUAUUUUCCUUUCUGCCUUUUUUCUUUUCUUUCUUUUAUUUCUUUCUUUCUUUCCCUAUGUUUUCUCCAUAUUUCACCAUUCUUUCUUUUUUUCUUUAUUUCCUUCUUUCUUUCUUUCUUUUCUUUCUUUCUUUCUUUCUUUCUUUCUUAAUCUAUGUUUUCUCCGUAUUUCAGGCUACCACCAUUCCUUUCUUUUUUUUUUCUUUUAUUUCCUCCCUGCCGUUCUUUCUUUUCUUUCUUUCUUUCUUUCUUUCUUUCUUUCUUUCUUUCUUUCUUAAUCUAUCUUUUUCUCCGUAUUUCAGGCUACCACCAUUCCUUUCUUUUUUUUCUUUUUAUUUCCUCCCUGCCGCGACCACCAUUCCUUUCUUUUUUCUUUAUUUCCUCCCUGCCGUUCUUUCUUUCUUUCUUUCUUUCUUUCUUUCUUUCUUUCUUUCUUUCUUUUUUUCUUUUCUUAAUCUGUGUUUUUUUCAUUUCUUUAUUACCACCUUUCUUUUUUCUUUUCUUUAUUUCCUCCCUGCCGUUCUUUCUUUCUUUCUUUCUUUCUUUCUGUUGCUUUUCGUUCUUUCUAUUUUGUCUGAGUUUCUUUCUACCAUUCCAUUUUCUUUCUUUCUUUUAUAUGCGACGUAUUUGUCUUCCUUUUUUUGUUCACUCUUUCUUUCAUAUGCGACGUAUUUUUCUUUCUUUCUUUCUUUCUUUUUUUCUUUCUUUCUUCAAUCUUGCUUUAAUACUUCCCUUUUUCUUUCUCCACUUUUCUACCUUUCGAAAUUCAUUUCAUUUUUCAGUCUUUCUUUCUUUCUUUCUUUCUUUCUUUCUUUUGUAUGCGAUGUAUUUUUCAUUCUUUAUUUAUUUAUUACAUAUGCGACGUAUUCUUCUUUCUUUCAUUCUUUCUUUCAUAUGCGACGUAUUUUUAUUUCUUUAUUUCAUAUGCAACGUAUUCUUCUUUCUUUCUUUCUUUCUUUCUUUCUUUCAUAUGCGACGUAUUUUCUUAAUUUUUUUCUUUCUUUAUUUCAUAUGCAACGUGUUCUUUCUUUCUUUCUGUCAUAUGCCACGUAUUUUUCUUUCUUUCUUUCUUUCAUUCUUUCUUUCUUUCUUUCUUUCUUUCUUUCUUAUAUGACACAUCUCUUUCCUUGCUUUCGUGCACUCUUUUGGCGACUCUUACUUGAAUCCUCCCCCCUCCACACACACACCGUUUUUUUUUUAGUUUUUCAUUCUUCCUUCCUUCUCUUUUGCCCUCAAUUUUUCUUUUCUUCACUUUCAUUCUACCGUCUUACUUUAAUUCCCUUCCAUCCGUUUUCAAUUCUUAUAUCACUCAUACCCUCUUUCCCCCCCCCACACUUUUAUUUGCCCCUAUAUUCGUUCCUCACUAAUAUAUCCUUUCCUUUUUCCCCACGUGCAUCUCAAAAGCCAAAUGAAUACCUAAAGCUCAGUGCUACUAUUUUUACCCGCCUACAGAUACCCGCUAUUCAUUUAUUAUUCCCGAAUCAAAUAAAUGAUUCUUCUUCUUCUUCUUCUUCUUCUUCUUCUUCUUCUUCUUCUUCAAAUUCUUCUUCAAAUCCUCCUUCUUUGUCUUCUUCUUUUUCAAAUUCUUCUUCCUCUUCAAAUUUUUCUUCUUCAAAUUGUUAUUCUUCAAAUUCUUCUCUAAAUUCUUCUUCUUCAAAUUCUUGUUCUUUUUCAAAUUCUUCUUCAAAUUCUUCUUCUUUAAAUUCUUCCUCAAAGUCUUCUUCAAAUUAUUCUUCAAAUUCUUCUUCAAAUUCUUCUUCAAAUUCUUCUUCUUCUUCUAGUUAUUAUUCUUCAAAAUCUUCUUCAAAUUCUUCUUCUUCUUCUUCUUCUUCUUCUUCAAAAUAUUCUUCGUCGUCCUGGAUAUGA